Messenger RNA from Brachypodium distachyon (stiff brome), 2311 nucleotides. Its product is annotated as protein FAR-RED IMPAIRED RESPONSE 1. Bases 591 to 1676 code for a protein of 361 amino acids. The record is from RefSeq and is a predicted model, not a curated record. NCBI's taxonomy places the organism in Eukaryota, Viridiplantae, Streptophyta, Magnoliopsida, Poales, Poaceae. Gene Ontology annotation, biological process: regulation of DNA-templated transcription. The transcript is spliced from 6 exons.
AGAUGGUGAUGAAUUGACGCACGGAGACGUCGUCUCUGGGCAUUGCGAGGCAGGGGAGAAGCGAGUAUGCGCACCAGACGCCAUGGAAAAAGCGGCGUCAAGCCAAGAAGGUUGGAUAAAGAGAGUAAGGGUGGCUGAUUCUACAGAGGAGCGGACAACUAAUCCUGAGAAGCCAUCUGCUUUGGAGUGCACGAUUAGAAGCCAUUCGCUAGACGAGGCUUAUAGUUUCUACAAUUUGUAUUCAUGGGAGUUAGGAUUUGGAAUUCGGUAUGGCAAGAGCAGGCUAAAUGUGCAUAAGAAGUGUAUGCAAGAGAUUCUAUGCGGAUGCGCAGCCAGCCUCUUAGGGACAAUAGCCGGUCGACACGUUGUGGCCAUGACCCGGCUUCUCAGGACAACAGACGGCGGGUGGUACAUAUCGGAGCAUAGAACAGACCACAACCACCCUUUGUCAUCGACAUGCGGUGAGAAGCUUCACUGGCAGUCACACCGUCACAUUGACAAGCACGCGAGGGAUUUGGUCAUUCAUUUGCGAGAAAAUAAUAUUAGCCUUGGCAAGGUAUACAGUAUCAUAGGGAGUUUUUUUUGGCAGCAUGGAUAGCAUUCCAUUCACGAAACGGUCUUUGAAAAGCCUGUGUGGGAAGAUAAGCUGGGAGCAAUCUGACAAUGACGCCGUAAAAACAAUGGAGGUUUUUGGCAAGUUGCUAGAUGAAGACCCUGAUUUUAAAUACAUGGUGCAGCUAGACGGAGAGAGUCGUAUGAGGACACUCCUCUGGACUUCUGCUAGAUGCAGCGAGAAGUAUGCGUGCUUUGGUGAUGCCAUCACAUUUGAUACAACGUAUCGAACUAAUCUCUAUAAUAUGCCUUUUGGGUUGUUCGUCGGUGUGAACAACCAUUUUCAAAGCAUAAUUCUGAGAGGCGUUUUGAUGCGUGAUGAGAAAGAAGACAGUUUCAGGUGGGUGUUCAGGGAGUUCAUGAGGAUGAUUGGUGGGAAAGAUAAUCACCCGAAAACUAUUUUGACAGAUCAAGCGAGGGCUAUGGAGUUAGCUAUUGCAGAGGAGCUUCCCAACACGACACAUCGUUGGUGCAAAUGGCAUGUAUUGAAAAAAGCAAAGGAAUGCCUAGGAGCACUGUACGGGAAGAGGACUAGUUUCCGAGCGGAGUUUCAUCGUCUCGUGUCGGAGCAGUACACCGAGGAGGAGUUUGAGCAAAGUUGGGCAGAGAUGCUGAACAAGCAUGGAUUGCAAAACCAGCCAUACCUUACACAGAUUUAUGAGGUCAGGCAUAAAUGGGCAAAACCGUAUUUCCGCAAAACCUUUUGUGCAAAGAUGACAAGUACCCAACGCAGUGAGAGCGCAAACCACAUGCUUAAGACGUACAUCCCUCCUGGAUGUCCGAUGCAUCUCUUUGUGAAACAGUACGCGAAGCUGCAGUUCAACAGAGACCAAGAAGAAAGUUAUCAAGAGAAGAGGACUGCUUUGUCAGGGGUUGUGCUGAAAUCUAACUGGCCUAUAGACAGGCAUGCUGGGAAAAUUUACACGAGAGCAAUGUUUGAGCAGUUUGGUAUAUGUUUGUAUGAGUCUGGACAUUACCUUGUAGACGAAGUUGAGCCUGACGCUGUAUACAUUGCAGCACUCAAUGGCUUCUUCAAAGGAAAAAUGGUGCAAAGUACUUUUUAGGGUCGAUGUCGACUGUGUUGCAGAUAUAUUCGAAUGUGAGUGUGGAUUCUUUACACACUCCGGUCUUCUAUGCCCUCACGUUCUGAAGAUAUGAAGAAAUACCGGGGCGGUACAUAAUGAAAAGGUGGACCAGAGACGCAAGAGACAUACUGCCGGCACAUCUACAACGUUACCAGAAAGACAAAGCGGCAAAGUUGUCAUCAACUUACCGUCAUUCAAGCCUGCAGCUGGCUUGCCUUGAGUUGAAUUCACUCGGGGAUUCUAACAUGGAGUGCUACAAUCUGGCUAUGAGGGAGAUAUCAAAGCUGGUGAACUUGUUGAAGCCUAUGAGCAAGGAUAAAGAUGGGCUUGGUAUUGAGGAGAGGAUGAAAGAAACAGAAGGGGAGGUUCUGCAGACAGAGAACGACCGUGCUGAUGACGAAAACUCAGGUUCAGAUAAAUUAGUCGAACCUAGGGGGGAGGUUGUUAUGUCUGAACCAGUUAGGAAGAGGUCGGUUGGUCGACCAAGCAUAAGGCGUGACAAACCGCCUUAUGAGGAAAGCGCGAAGCGAACAAGAUUCUGUUCCGUUUGCCGCAAAUCAGGACACAAGAACACUAGCUGCCCAGAGCAUGGAGACGCCCCGAAGGCUCCUAGG